Molecule: messenger RNA, 2218 nt
Organism: Salarias fasciatus (jewelled blenny)
Lineage: Eukaryota; Metazoa; Chordata; Actinopteri; Blenniiformes; Blenniidae
Product: SEC14-like protein 2
Exons: 13
Coding region: 270-1583 (437 amino acids)
Cellular component (GO): cytoplasm
Source: RefSeq, a predicted model, not a curated record
UCUGCCCGUAUUUGCGCCGCUUAAACGCCGUAUUUUUGACGAUUAUUGUCUCUAAUGGCCUGCCAUACAUAUCGGCCGCCCAUACACGCCUACUUGGUGACACGCCUCUCGCUCGCAGCCUGCAGACAGACCCGUCUCCCGGAGACACGGAGCCGCCCGGUGGCUGCAGCGCUUCCUGCGGCUCAGUGCGUCUCUGUGCGCAGCCGCUUCAAAAGACGCUCCCAGCUCCGGAGCAGCACCUCCGUCUCCACCGGCUUCACAUCGCAGUCAUGAGCGGACGUGUAGGGGAUCUGAGCCCCAAGCAGGCGGAGUCUCUGGAGCAGUUCCGAGUGAGGAUACAAGAUAUUCUUUCUCAACUUCCUGCCCAGCAUGACCACUUCCUGUUGCGCUGGCUCAGAGAACCAACGGCGCCAGCUUGUGGCCUGGCAUGCUCGCUGCAUUAUGUGAAGGCACUGACUUGGGUGACAUGUGCACGAAACUUCAACGUCCAGAAGGCUGAGGCCAUGCUGCGAAAGCAUUUGGAGUUCAGGAAACACAUGAAAGUGGACACAAUCAUCUCUGAGUGGCGUCCACCAGAGGUGAUCGAGAAGUAUCUGUCAGGAGGGAUGUGUGGCUAUGACCGAGAGGGCAGUCCCGUCUGGUAUGACGUUAUCGGACCUGUUGACCCCAAAGGACUCUUCCUGUCUGCCUCCAAGCAGGACUUCAUCAAGUCCAAGAUCAGAGACUGUGAGAUGCUGCAGAAGGAAUGCAACCUCCAGUCUGAGAGACUGGGGAGAAACGUGGAGUCAAUCACCAUGAUCUAUGACGUUGAAGGUCUUGGUCUAAAACAUCUAUGGAAACCUGCUAUAGAAACAUAUGGGGAGAUCCUCCAGAUGUUUGAAGACAACUACCCAGAAGGGCUCAAGAGACUGUUUGUUAUUAAAGCUCCCAAGCUCUUUCCUGUGGCCUACAAUCUGGUCAAGCACUUCCUGAGUGAGAACACGCGACAAAAAAUCUUCAUCCUGGGAGCGAACUGGCAGGAGGUGUUACUGAAGUACAUCGAUGAGGAGGAGCUGCCCAUGAUAUACGGGGGGAAACUGACAGAUCCGGAUGGAGACCCCCGCUGUCGGACCAAGAUAAACCACGUGGGCCCCGUCCCCCCCUCCUACUACGUGCGGGACCACGUGAAGGUGGACUAUGAGCAGUGUUUGACUGUCAGCAGAGGUUCCUCCCAGCAGCUGGACUUCGAGAUCUUGUUUCCAGGCUGUGUCCUCAGGUGGCAGUUUGCCAGCCAGGGCGCCGACAUCGGCUUCGGGGUGUUUCUUAAGGCCAAAAAGGGCGAAUGGAAGAAGGCGGCUCAGAUGGAGGAGGUGGUACAGAGUCAGCGGUACAACGCCCACCUGGUGCCCGAAGACGGAUCUCUGACCUGCGAGCGGCCCGGAGUCUACGUGCUGCGAUUCGACAACACUUACAGCAUCUUCCAGGCCAAGCGGGUCAGCUUCAGCGUGGAGGUCCUGCUCCCAGACCGCUUACAGGCCGCACACGCCAACGGGGCGCCCGCCGCCGCCGCCGCCGCAGAGGCAGACGGGAACGGCCAAUUGUAGCAAAGAGCUCGACGGUGAAGUUUAGUCUCAGCACAGCCAGACACGCCGGAGCCAGACAGGGACCUGCUGCUGCCAGCGGGUCCGUCAACAGUGUUAUACAGAGUGUAAAUAUGGGACCUCAGAAAUUGGAUUCUGGUCCUCAAAGGUUUCCUGUCUCGUCUUUUGAGACCUGUGUUUUUCCUCCAAACAGUAUUUCCAGGAACAGGAAUCAAACGGGCUGAAGACGUGAGAAGUGAAGAUUGAAUAUGCAGCGUUGAGGAUGAACUGCUUUCUGUUCAAGUCGUUCAAACAGUGGUGUAGAAACCAAGAGGGGGGUGGAGCCAACCGUUCCUCCGAGCACUGGGAACCACUGUAGCAGAUAAAAGUCUUUAAUUUUGAAAGAUUUAGCCUAAAAGAGGGCAGUGUGACUUCCUCAGGUCUGCAGUGCUAAAUUAUCAAGAAAAACUUGAAUAAAUGUUUUUUGUUUUUUUUUUCUGAUUUGUUACAGACUGAGAGUAGAAACAGUUGGUGUUGUUUUGUUGUUAUUUUGAAAAUCUCAAGUGAGUGCUCAUGUCUAAACAGUCCACCGCAGUAUAAACCAAGUGAAAGUAGUCAUCACUGGGUAAUCAAAAAAAAAAAAAAUCUCUACAGCAAUG